CUCCCGUCGAAUCGGGAAAUCGCUCGCUCGCUAGCUGAGUGAAAGACUCUGCAGACGAUCGAUUGAAGAAGAAGGAAGGAGGAAGAAGACGAAGAUGGUGAAAGUGGCCACGUUCUUCGCGAUGUCGCUCGGCGCCUUCGUCUUCUGGCAGUCCAUGGACAAGGUCCAUGUCUGGAUCGCUCUCCACCAGGACGAGAAGAAAGAGAGGAUGGAGAAGGAAGAGCAGAUAAGGAGGGUCCGGGAAGAACUUCUGCAGCAGCAGGCAAGAGAAAAAGAUCCCCUCUCGUGAUGACUUCCCGUUGGUUUCUCGGAAAGGUUUUCUGUGUUUUGUGACCCCGUGAUGGAUCAUUGUUUCUCUGAACUUCCGUGCUCCGAUAAGAACUCUGGGCUUAGAUGCAUGAAUUUUAUUAUGCUCCCGUGUGGAGUUAGCAUUGUACUCAUUUUUCUGUCUCUGAUGCAUCUUCAAUAAAUUUAGUGUUCCUGAAUGAGAGAUGUUUUGGUACACGCUCGUGGAUGAUUUCUUGAUGAUGGAUGUUCAUCUUUAUCUUUGUCAAAUCUUUAUGUUACUGUCCAAUGCUGGGUCAGUAUAUGCUCUUGAUAUAUAAAGAAUAAAAAAGGCCCGGAAUGAA
Eucalyptus grandis is the source of this 629-nucleotide messenger RNA. RefSeq lists its product as uncharacterized. NCBI's taxonomy places the organism in Eukaryota, Viridiplantae, Streptophyta, Magnoliopsida, Myrtales, Myrtaceae. The transcript has 2 exons. The coding region runs from base 95 to 289 and encodes 64 amino acids. The record is from RefSeq and is a predicted model, not a curated record.